Cavenderia fasciculata is the source of this 2169-nucleotide messenger RNA. RefSeq lists its product as uncharacterized. The record is from RefSeq and is a predicted model, not a curated record. Lineage: Eukaryota; Evosea; Eumycetozoa; Acytosteliales; Cavenderiaceae. Gene Ontology annotation, biological process: siderophore biosynthetic process. Bases 1 to 2169 code for a protein of 722 amino acids. The transcript is spliced from 3 exons.
AUGGCAGUUGAGGUUCAAAGUGAACAAGGAGAAGAGAGAGUUUUCGUCACUAAAAUAAAGUCAACAGAUAAUCAAUCACCUGUGAGAGAAAAGAUCAUGGAUACGAUAUUAAAUAAUGUAUUUAAUAAUGUAAAAGAUGAGAGAAUAUUGAUGGAAUAUUUACAAUACAUUCAAAGUAAUCAUAGUCAUUUGGAACAAUCGUUUCAGUUGGAAUUAGAGAAUGCAAAUUGGGAGAUUGUUACAAGACUGUUGUACGUUAUUCUGACUGAACACUUUUUUGAAUGUGAACCAUACCAACUCGUUCAAGGUCUAAAUGUCAUCAAAUUUAAACCAAACCAAGAUGCCACUUUAGAUUCAUCUUCAUUGUCGGUACAACUCCAAUUUUAUAUCGAGGAUCUUUAUUGUUUGGACCGAUUUACAUUGGACAAGACAAAAAAGUUGACAUUAGUGGAGUAUGGACCAACCAAAGAAUCGUCAUGUGUCAUCAUCCACAAUUACUCGGGGUUGGUAUCAGUAGUGGAGAAAUACUUUGGUAAAACAACAACUGGUUACGAACAAUUUGAAAAGGACUUGGAUAAUUGUUGGGUCAAUAUGGCUUUGUCAAAGGUACUGUCAAAUGAAAGAAUGGAGUUACUAAAAGAAGAGAUUACCAAGAUGAAUUGCAAGUCGGUACCAGAGUAUAUUGAGAGUAUGUUGAAACAAGACCCAUCAUACAGUCAUGUGUUUUACGAACAAUUUCAUCGUCGUGGUCAUCCAACUCACCCCUUUGUAAAGAGUAAGGUUGGAUUGUCGGUUGAUCAAGUCACCAACUAUUCACCAGAGUUUGGAGGUACAAUCGAUCCAAGACUCAUCGCAAUCCAUCGAUCAAAAGGAGGAUUCAAAUCAUAUGACGAUCAACAAGAACCAUGUCCAAACCAAUUUAUCUUUGGUUUGUUCCCUUGUAUAGAGGAAAAGGUUAGAGACUAUUUUAAAAUGAUUGGGUUGGAAUUACAAGAUUAUUAUUUAAAUUUAAUACAUCCACAUCAACUAUCUCAACCAGUCAUCUCUCAAUUCAAUCAAGAUAUUGAAAACAAUGAAUUGAUUAUUAUUCCAUCGUCGAUGUCAUCGGACAUUUCCUCUAGACCAUUGGUAUCGGUUAGAUCAUUAGCAUUGCAAUACAAGCAAUCUGAUCAAUAUAAUCAAACACUACCAUCCAUCAAAUGUUCGUUUAGCGUUUUAUUGACCACCGUAGUACGAACUUUAAAUCACUCAACGUGUAUCACGAGUCCACAGUUUUCAAGAAUAUUGGAUGAUAUUUUCAAGAGAGAAAGAGGUAAUGGAUUUGGAACAAAAAUACAUUUUGUAAAGGAUCUAAUGGGAAUAUAUUACUACCAUGACGAUCAAACAGGUGCAGGUGGAGGUGGAGGAAAACAUCAACACAAGAAUGCUGAAUUGUCAUCAUUGUGGAGACAAAAUUUACAUUGUUUUGUAACUGACCCAACAACUGAACAGAUAGUAUCUGUACCUGCCCUAUUCAACACCUCACCAAUAUCAGGAACCAAACUACUCUUUGAAUUUAUCGAUCAAUUAAAAACCAACCAACAUAUCACAACCACAUCCAAAGCUAUUCGUCUUUGGAUGAAACAUUACUUUCAACUACUUUUACCAUUCUAUAUUAUAAUGUCUACAAAAUAUGGAGUGGCAAUUGAAGCACACCACCAAAACACCUAUGUCAUUAUCGAUAGAGGUGUACCAACCAAACUCAUUUUCAAAGAUUGGGAUUGUCCUCGUUGUGUACCUGAAAGAUUGGAUCGUCAGAAUAUCGAUUAUAGCUCAAUCAAGGGAACAUCAAUCUUACACUUUCAAGACUUUACACAAAAAAGAGCUCAAAUCUUUAUACAUGUUGGUGAACUACUGAUGCAUGUAUUUGCUCACCUUCAAACAACCAAUGACAGUGAUGAACAAUCGUGGACAAUGGAAAAAGAAUUGAUUCAAGAUUCCUCUACCAUUCUUCAAUCAACAUUUAAUCAACUCAAAUCCGAUCCAAUCAUACAUGAUCAAGUAUUACAAGACCAAGAAUACUUUUUCACAACACCUUUUGCUGAAAUGUUGGCGUACACCAAAUGGAGAUUAAAUCCAACCCCUUCCAUACCUCCACAUUUUUUAAAGAAUCCAUGGUAUCAAAACUAA